GGAUUUAAGCUAUCUCUCUAGCCUUGUCUAGAUUCCUACAAGGCUGCUAUAUUUAUAGUUUGCGGAUCGAUCUUUCCUGGAGGGAAAUCCCAUACGAUAUCAUGCAUUACAUACGGUUAUUCAAGCAGCCUCGUCUGCUACCUAUUGCAUCCUCCUCCUCGUCUUCCCCUCGGAUACUCGCUGCGAAGAUUACCAUCACCACGGAUUUGGGGGAAUCGUAUUUGAUGUCCGAUGUUAAACUCCGUGCGGAAGUAGAAGUCGAUGGGAUCAGUCUUGGGAGCGGGAAAGAAUAUAUAUGGAAAGGCACGAAUGGGAUGAGGAGUUUGGAAAUCCAGAUACCGAUAAAAGUACAGCGUGGAGUGGAACAAUGGACGACGAUGAUUGUGGGACCCGCGGACAAUAUAUAUGGUGUCGAUUCUUUUGACGAUGUUUUGGGAAUAAGUCAGAACGAGGGUGGAAUCGUGAAGGUGAGAAGUAGGAGUAUUGACCUGAAAACUGGAGCCACGAGAUCAGAGGGUAUGGCCGAACGGGUCUUCAGUACUGGUUUUGGAAGGCGGGAUAAAAUCCACAUUUGGGAAGAAACGGGAGAGAGUAUCGCAAGACAUAUCUGGGAUGCGGGUCUAGUGCUCUCAUCAUAUCUAUCAUCUCUUGCGAGUUCUCCUCGACCCGCUGGCUCCCUGCCUACUCUAGAGAAGUUUCUGGGCACGCAACAAGAUAUCAAUAUUCUUGAGUUGGGAGCCGGCUGUGGAAUCGUAGGUAUCACACUCGCGAAGGUCUUUUCUGAUCGAAUUAAUAAAAUUCUACUCACCGAUCUCCCCGAAGCCUCGGAGAUCCUGGAGAAGAAUCUUUCUGCCAUGACUCCAGAUUCAGAUGUCUCACUCUGCAACUUCUGCUCCCACCAAGUGCUAGAUUGGUCGGCCCCGCUCCCGCAAGAUGUGCGAGGCGAAAGGUGGGAGUUGGUCGUGGUGGCGGAUUGUACGUAUAAUCCUGAUGUCGUACCCGAUUUGGUAAAUACAUUAAUCAAAGUGAGAGAUGGGAAUCGAGAAACGCUUGUUUUGCUCGCGAUGAAAGUGAGACAUGAUAGUGAAAUGGUGUUUUUUGAGCUCAUGGAGAAAGGAGGGUUUGGGGUCGUGGAGAAGUGCAAGGUACCGUUGGGGAUGGUGGGGGAGGAGGACCAGGAAAUUGAGAUAUUUGUUUUUAGAUGAUGGCGAAUGGCCAUUAGUUUCAGGGAUGUAAAUUCAAGUCUAUGAUUUGUCGUUUACUAUAUCAAGAAUAUUUGAGUCCUUCGCGCACUCGCUUUAGUCUGUCGAUUUCAUGUCUAUAUCUCUACAACCAGAUUCAUACAACUUCAUUUCAUUGCACAUAGGUACUGCUUCUCAUACGCAUUGUCCAUCUACAAUCCUUUCGCCA
Botrytis cinerea B05.10 is the source of this 1410-nucleotide messenger RNA. RefSeq lists its product as hypothetical. The transcript is spliced from 2 exons. The record is from RefSeq and is a predicted model, not a curated record. NCBI's taxonomy places the organism in Eukaryota, Fungi, Ascomycota, Leotiomycetes, Helotiales, Sclerotiniaceae. Bases 102 to 1205 code for a protein of 367 amino acids.